Messenger RNA from Prunus armeniaca (apricot), 195 nucleotides. NCBI's taxonomy places the organism in Eukaryota, Viridiplantae, Streptophyta, Magnoliopsida, Rosales, Rosaceae. The record is from the annotation of a GenBank genome assembly.
AUGAGAAAUGGCUGUGAUGGCUGCUGGGAUGCUUGCAACAGCCAAGAGAAUGGGCCGAUAGUCACUUGGAUGCUUGCAGCAACUAAGAGAAAGUGGUUGCUGAGAGGCUUGCAGCAACCAAGAGAAGUUGGUUUUGCCUGGGCAAUGCCUCCCAAUUUAUAUAAGGGAAGGCUCUUUUUGGUUUCUAAUAGGUAA